GCCUUUUGCAUAGUCCCUGAAGCCUGAAGCCCCAAAUCCUUCACUCAUUCUUCAAGUAAGGGGAAAGUUUGAAACACUGUGUGUCUGAUAGGGCUGGAGCUGGUUGUAGCUACUUCCCAGGGGGCUUUUUAACACAUCUAAGAUGGUCCGUGAACAGUACACUACAACCACAGAAGGCACCCACAUACAGAGGCCAGAGAACCAGUGUGUCUACAAAAUUGGCAUUUAUGGCUGGAGAAAGCGUUGCCUCUACUUAUUUGUUCUUCUUUUACUCAUCAUCCUCCUUGUGAAUUUUGCUCUUACAAUUUGGAUUCUUAAAGUGAUGUGGUUUUCCCCAACAGGAAUGGGUCACUUGCGUGUUACAAAAGAUGGUCUUCGCCUAGAAGGAGAAUCAGAAUUUUUAUUCCCGUUGUAUGCUAAGGAAAUACACUCCAGAGUGGACUCAUCUCUCCUUCUGCAGUCAACUCAGAAUGUGACUGUCAACGCACGCAACUCUGAAGGAGAGGUCACAGGCAGAUUAAAAGUGGGUCCCAAAAUGGUAGAGGUCCAGAGUCAACAGUUUCAGAUCAACUCCAAGGAUGGCAAGGCACUGUUUACUGUCGAUGAAAAGGAAGUCGUGGUUGGUACAGAUAAACUUCGAGUAACUGGAAAACAAUAUCCCAUAGAAUACAUUUCUACAAAAGCAUAUUUUACUUUUGGCAAGUUUACUCUGGAAUUUUUCAGGCUACAGGAGCAGCCUGGAGAAAAGCAUCAGUUGUGCCAGAGUGUGAUAGAAAGAGACACAGAGUGGGUCAGACAAGGUUUCUCAAGGAAAGACGAAUUUGAGCUGGUCCUAGAAAAAUGCGUCAAGGUUUAUCAGGAAGAAAAAGUGAGAAUGUACACUAUAUUAGCAUUCAAGAAUGACAUCAUGAUACUAUAUGCUUUGUUAAUUGUAUUUUCUAUGCAAAGCCAUUCAAUGAGGGAUUCCUGGGGUAGCUUUUUUUUAAUACUAUUUUUUGUUGCUUCUUUCCCUCAUUUCAGGUUAGAAUCCCCCACACGGAGUCUAAGCAUGGAUGCCCCAAAGGGUGUUCAUAUUAAAGCUCAUGCUGGGAAAAUUGAGGCUCUUUCUCAAAUGGAUAUCAUUUUUCAAAGUAGUGAUGGAAUGCUUGUGCUUGAUGCUGAAACUGUGUGUUUACCCAAGUUGGUUCAGGGGACUCAGGGUGCCGCCGGCAGCUCACAAAGACUCUAUGAAAUCUGUGUGUGUCCAAAUGGGAAGCUUUAUCUGUCUGUGGCUGGCGUGGGUACCACAUGCCACGAAAACAGUCACAUCUGUCUCUAAACCACCUGCAUCUUCCACGGAGCACCUGCCUCAUUUCAUUGAGCUUUACAGAUGCCGACCUCAAGCCUUCACACCAAGCAACUUGACAUCCUGGUGGAUGGUGGAUAGGAAGUAGGACGGCACACUUUCAAAAGGAACUCAGAAAAAUGUACCAGUGAAGGUGUUCUGAUGAAAAUCCAUGAUCUCAGAAAUGGUGUGCACAUAUUAGACACAAAAGUCUAGCGAUAGCAACAAAAAAAAAGUCUUUAUUCCACUAGGUUUAUUUUCAUCAAAGCCAUUGUGACUUUUCUUUUUCUUUCUUGUAGAAAAUCGAUCUACAAUGGAAUAUUGAAUUGCUGUGUGGAAUUAAUUUAUGCCAUUCAACUGUGACUAUCUAACUCCCCAUAAAAGUAGCAUUGGUCAAUACUAAAAUGCCCCCAAAGUUCUGUGUGGUGUUCCCACUAUAUCACUCCAACCCACAAGUUCUCUCAUUUUAAUGCAAAGUGUGUCAGGUUUCACAAGAAAUCUUCAGGUUUUGAGGGGACUUGGGUUGAUCUGAUUUUCAGUAUGUAGUCAAAGGAAUAAAUUAUACAAAACUAAUCAUGUUUCCUUUAUAUACAGUUAUAAGCAAUAAAAAUCAACCUACAUUUUUCACAAA
This is a messenger RNA of Leptonychotes weddellii (Weddell seal), 1955 nucleotides long. Lineage: Eukaryota; Metazoa; Chordata; Mammalia; Carnivora; Phocidae. The record is from RefSeq and is a predicted model, not a curated record.